UAUGCCAUCCAUUAUUCUCGUUUUGCGCCCGGUGUUCUCGCGAGAAGUGGCACAGCAGAGAGAGAUACGCUAGCUCCGUUCACCUACCGUGUUAGUUAACUGACAGAAAGCCCAGCCGGGAGUAGUUGCUCAGCGCUGAUGGUGAAUAGCCACUGCUGCGGUAACGGGGCGGAGGAGAAGAAGAAGAAGAAGAAGAAGCCGCAGGAGUCAGCGGUGGCAGAAGAAGCAGUGAUAGAUCGGAGUUAGUCUGGUAGAAUAAUAGCAGUGUUAUCAUCGGAUUGGUAUAAAAACCCCAGAAGGGAGGGAAAGGGAAAGAAUAAGGAAAGAUGGCGGCCGCGGCCUCGCCGGGCUCCGGCUCGUCGUCCUCUUCAGACUGGGUCGUAGUGAGAGACGGCUGCCUGCGUUGCGACGAGGAAGGCCUGCGAAGCCUGUCCUACCACCCGGCCCUCAACGCUAUCCUGGCCGUCACCAGCCGGGGCAGCAUCAAAGUCAUAGACGGCACCUCCGGGACCAUUCUCCAGGCUUCAGCGCUACACGCUAAACCUGGCGGUCGUGUCAGGUGUCAGUACCUUCCUGCAGUGGACAAGGUGCUUUUUGUGGACGACUAUGCAGUGGGAUGCAGGAAGGACCUGAAUGGCAUCCUGCUCCUGGACACAGCUCUCCAGCCUCCAGUGGCCAAGCCUGAGGAUAUGGUUCAGCUGGAGCUGCCGGUCACAGAGGCCCAGCAGAUGCUGUCAGCCUGCCAGGAAAAGAUCGACGUGUCUAACACAGAGGGCUACGAACUCUUCAUCAACCAGCUCAAAGAAGGCCUGAAGAAUACCUCACACGAGACGGCAGCCAAUCACAAAGUGGCCAAGUGGGCGACAGUGACCUUCCAUCUUCCCCACCACGUGCUGAAGCUGGUGGCCAACGCCAUCGUCAAUGAGCUGAAGAAGAUAAACCAGAAUGUAGCUGCCUUGUCUGUGGCCUCAUCCAUCAUGGACAGGCUCUCCUACCUCUUGUCAAAUGCAAGGCCUGAGCUCGGGGUGGGGCCCGGGCGCUCUGUAGAUAGAUCUUUGAUGUACAGUGAGGCCAACAGGAGGGAGACUUUUACAUCGUGGCCACACGCCGGGUACAGGUGGGCUCAGCCUGAUCCAAUGGCUCAAGCAGGGUUUUACCACCAGCCUGCCUCAACAGGGGAUGACAGAGCCAUGUGUUUCACCUGCAGCGUGUGUCUCGUCUGUUGGGAACCCACAGAUGAGCCCUGGUCCGAACACGAGCGCCAUUCUCCCAAUUGUCCGUUCGUGAAGGGCGAGCAUACGCAGAACGUGCCGCUGUCGGUGACGCUGGCCACCAGCCCCGCCCAAUUUCCCAACAGUCCCGACAGUUCGGACAAGAUUGCCUGCUACGGCUUCGGCAGCUGCCCGCAGUUUCUGGCUGCUGCUACCAAGAGGGGCAAGAUCUGCAUCUGGGAUGUCUCCAAAAUGAUGAGGGUGCACUUGAAGUUCGACAUCAAUCCGUACGACCCGGCCAUCUUGAGGCAGCUGAUUCUGUGCGGUGGCGAGCAGAGCCAGCAGACACUGACCGAAUCUCGGAGACCAACUCUGGCUUGGCUCGAGGAGACCUCCUCCUGCUCUGAUCUUCCCAAGCUAGAGGGAGACAGUGAUGACCAGUUGGAGGAUUCAGACAGUGAUGACCAUUCCCGAUCAGAGUCAGUAACAGGCCAACAGUCCCAGUGGGAGAGCAUGGAUGUUAGCCUAGGGGUCACGUCGCUGAGUGUGCUCCAGCAGCCAGAGAAGCUCCAGUGGGAGGUGGUGGCCAGUGUGCUGGAGGACACGGUCAAGGACCUGGAGGAAUUGGGUGCCAACCCUUCACUAAACCAAGCCAAGGCCCACAGCCAGGCCAAAGCAAAGGACAAGGUCCCUGACAACCACAACAUUCCCUUCCCCUGCCUGCUGGCAGGAGGUCUGCUCAGCUACCGCUCAGCAUCCAGCACCCCCAUGGUUGUACCCCCACCCACAGCCCCAGCUACAACACGGAGGACCACAGAUGGUCCCCUUAGGACUUUGGGCCCAGAGCCCUUCCAUCCUGGGCCUCUACAGGACCAGGGCCUCAUGGAGAUAGAGACCUGCAACCCCCAGACUGCAGCCCAGGAGCAGGGCUUCUCUAACCUAGUAGGGUCCCAACCACCAAGCCCCUCUACUCUGCCGGCUGUGCGCAGAACUAUACCUGUGCUGUUGCUGUACAGUAUCAGAGAGGUGGACGACAAGUCCUCAGGGCAGGUGUUUGCUCAAAUGAACAACCUAAUGAGCAAGGGGCUCCAUGAGGAGGGCUUCACUGUUCCACAGAUUAUAGAGAUGGAGUUUGACACGCACGAGCAGCUUCUCCUUCAGGAUCCUCCCAUCACUUACAUUCAGCAGUUUGCUGACGCAGCAGCUAACCUGGCAGGGUUAGACGGGCACAUGGACAAAUGGAGCACACUGGCUGCAGCAACUGCCUCCACCCCACCUCGACCUGGAGCACUGGUGCAGUGCUUGAGGCUGCCCAAACAGCUGGCAGAGGAGAAUCUUUACGUGGACUCUGUCACACCCUGCUGGGAUGGUGUGCACCUUCUGAUCGGCCUGCAGCCAUGUAGUGCUGAAUCUCUGAGCGCUACGAACCAAGUGGAGGCUCUCAACAAUCUCAACCGCCUGCACUCUGCCCUCUGCAGCCAGCGCAAAGGAGACCCCCUACACUCAGUGGCCAACGGGAUGGAAGGCCACCACUCAGGGGGGUCACCGCCUCAGACACCCCUCAUUCUGCCCCCAGGAGACCAGCAGCAGCAGCAUAGGUCCCCAAGUUGCGGGAGUGGAGGCUAUCUUGCACUCUACAAGCUCAACUACUCAACCCGAAUUGUCACCUUAGAUGAGGAACCCAUCAAGGUGCAGCAGAUCUGGGACCCUUGUGAUGCCAUCACCUCUCUUAUAUUGCUUCCUCCAGAUGUGCUUGAUAGCAGGGAGGAUGACAAUGAAGAGGCUCCUGAGGAAACUCACCCCUCCGGGUCAAAACAUGGCUCAUCUCGGUUUGGAAUGGGCCCGGCAGGCCCCGCUAGCUCUGGAACUGGGACUGCAUGUGGAGCAGCCACAAACUGCAGCAGCGCAACUGUCACCGGUCCCUCCACCUCUGCCUCGAGCCACAAAGAUGGCAAACGGUUAGAGGUGACAGGCCUGGGCCACCUGGUGGUGACCACGCAGGGAGGGUACAUUAUGAUACUGGACCUGUCCACGUUGGAGGUCCUGGCCAAGGUGGAGCCACCUAAGAAGGAGGGGCCAACAGACGAGACGGAUCCCUUUGUCUCAGUUACCUAUUGCUCUGGGACUGAACGCCUUUGUGCCUGUACCAAAGGUGGAGAACUUCAUUUCCUUCAAAUUGGAGGUGUGUGUGACGAUCUAGAUGAUGGAGACAUGUUUAUUGACGGCCCCCUUUGUAAAGGGACUGAACUGCUGCUUGAGGGGGCCAAGCCCUCUUCUAACCCCUCUAGCCCUGGGAUCACAGGAGUAGACCUCCUGGUGGACCAACCACUGACCACGGAGAGCCUGAUGUCAUUAGUGGAGCUGACGCGCUUCGAGACGUUGACCCCCCGCUUCUCGGCCACAGUGCCGCCAUGCUGGGUGGAGGUGCAGCAAGAGCAGCAGCAGCGACGCCACCCGCAGCAUCUUCACCAGCAGCACCAUGGAGAUGCAGCCCAACACACUCGGACAUGGAAGCUUCAGAGUGAUAGCUCCAGCUGGGACGAGCAUGUGUUUGAACUGGUGCUGCCCAAGGCCUGCAUGGUGGGCCAUGUGGACUUCAAGUUUGUUCUGAAUGCCAACAUCGUCAACAUUCCUCAAAUCCAGGUCACUUUACUGAAGAACAAAGCACCCGGGCUGUGCAAAGUCAGCGAGACAGCGGUAGACAAACAGAUCUCCUUCCCCCUCUCCAACGUCCUCCAUUCUAAUGGGGAAAGGAACGGCCGGCCUCUGUUGCAUGACUUCGCAGAGGACAUCCAGUUCAUGGACAUAGAAGACACAUCAGGCUCCCUGCUGUGUCCAUUCCUAGAGGACCACAAGGAGGACAUCCUGUGUGGUCCAGUGUGGCUGGCCAGUGGGCUGGACCUCUCUGGCCAUGCGGGCAUGCUCAGCCUCACCAGCCCUAAGCUGGUCAAAGGCAUGGCAGGUGGCAAGUACCGCUCCUUCCUGGUUCACAUCAAAGCAGUGAGUGACAGGGGCAUGGAGGAGAGCCCCCGGCCUGUGGUGAGAAUGCCCAGCGCCAAGCCCCAGGGCACCAAAACCCACUCACUGUCCACCCUGCUGCAACGGGCUCAGGCCUCCAAGGAGAAGGUCUCUGCAGUGAAAAGCGAGAGCACAACACCCUUGAAGAAAGUAGAAAACCUGCGAGGCUGUGACCUCCUGCAGGAAGUUUCAAUCACAAUCAGAAGGUUUAAGAAGACGUCAAUGCCCAAAGAAAGGGUCCAACGCUGUGCUAUGCUGCAGUUCCCAGACUUCCAUGAGAAGCUGUUGGACGCAUUGUGUAGGCGGACAGAGGGCAGCCUGGCCACAGAGCACGCCCAAAGUCUCAUCCUAGACAUCUUGUGCUGGCUGGCCGGGGUUUUCUCCAACGGACCCUGCAGUAUAAGAGAAGGAAAGGAGGGCCUGCUGGCGAAAACCCGGACGCGGUUAACGGAUAUCGUGCGGAUGUGUUUCUUCGAGGCUGGCCGGAGCAUAGCCCACAAAUGUGCUCGCUUUCUUGCACUUUGUAUUAGCAAUGGGAAAGGGGACCCAAGUCAACAGGGUUUUGGCGUGAGUCUUCUGAAGGCUAUGCUAGACAAUAUGCCUUAUUUGCCUGCAGCAGCAACAGGUGGCUCAGUGUUCUGGUACUUCGUGUUGCUGAACUAUGUGAAGGAGGAGGACCUUGCGGGCUGCAGCACCGCCUGCGCCUCCCUGCUCACCACAAUCUCUCGACAGCUGCAGGAACGCCUCACCCCGCUGGAGGCACUGCUACAGACCAGGUAUGGCCUGUACAGCUCUCCUUUUGAUCCGGUGCUCUUUGACCUGGAGGUCAGCGGUUCCUCCUGUAAGAAUGCCUUCAACAGCAGCAUUGGAGUCCAGUCAGAUGAGAUCGACCUCUCUGACAUUCUGUCAGGGAACGGAAAAGUGAGCAGCUGUGCAGCAGCAGAAGGCAGCUUCACAGCAUUGACGGGACUCCUGGAGGUGGAGCCUUUGCACUUUACUUGCAUCUCUACUAGUGAUGGCACGCGGGUGGAACGAGAUGACGCCAGCAUGUUCACUGUGAGUACAUUUGGCGUGACGCCUGCGGUGGGCGGCCUGUCGACAGGAACAGUUGGUGAAGCCUCCACAGCUCUGAGCUCUGCGGCCCAGGUGGCGCUCCAAUCGCUGUCCCAUGCCAUGGUGUCUGCGGAGCAGCAGCUGCAGGUCUUGCAGGAGAAACAGCAGCAGCUGCUGAAGCUCCAGCAGCAGAAGGCCAAGCUUGAAGCCAAGCUGCAUCAGACCACCUCUGCAGCAGCAGCCACUGCCUCCGGUGUGGGGCCCAUCCACAACUCUGUGCCUUCCAACCCCUCCUCUGGUCCGGGCUUCUUCAUUCACCCCUCCGACGUCAUCCCCCCGACACCUAAAACCACGCCCCUCUUCAUGACCCCUCCUCUCACGCCGCCCAACGAGGCGGUGUCGGCGGCCUUUAGCGCUGAGCUAGCUCACCUGUUCCCCGGCUCCAUGAUGGACCCCGGGCCUGUCAACCUGGCCGCACACAAGAACGCACAGAAAGCCAAGCCGAGCUCCAUGGGCAGUGGUCUGGCUCUGGCCAUUUCCCAGGCGUCUCACUUCCUGCAGCCUCCUCCACACCAGUCCAUCAUCAUAGAGCGGAUGCACUCUGGAGCUCGUCGCUUUGUCACACUGGACUUUGGCCGUCCCGUCCUGCUGACUGACGCUCUGAUCCCGACCUGUGGCGACCUGGCGUCUCUGUCCAUAGACAUCUGGACACUGGGUGAGGAGGUGGACGGUCGCAGGCUGGUGGUAGCCACCGACAUCAGCACCCACUCCCUCAUUCUGCACGACCUGCUGCCACCGCCUGUCUGCAGGUUCAUGAAGAUAACCGUGAUUGGGCGCUAUGGCAGCACCAAUGCUCGGGCAAAGAUCCCGAUGGGCUUCUACUAUGGCCACACUUACAUCCUGCCGUGGGAGAGCGAGCUUAAGUUGAUGCACGAUCCUCUGCGGGGAGAGAGUGAGGCGGCCAAUCAGCCAGAUGUGGAUCAGCACUUGACCAUGAUGGUGGCACUGCAGGAGGACAUCCAGUGCAGAUACAAUCUAGCUUGCCAUCGGCUGGAGACCCUCCUGCAGAACAUCGACCUGCCACCUCUCAACAGCGCUAACAAUGCCCAGUACUUCUUACGAAAGCCAGACAAGGUGGUGGAAGAGGACCAGCGCGUUUUCUCAGCCUACCAGGACUGCAUCCAGCUGCAGUUGCAACUCAACCUGGCUCACCACGCCGUCCAGCGGUUGCGUGUAUCACUUGGUGCCAGCCGCAAGUCGCUCCCCACAGCCGGGGCGCCGAAGACCCAGGAGCUGGUCCACAACUCGUCCACAGAGCAGCUGAGGACCAUCAUCCGCUACCUUCUGGACACACUGCUCAGCCUGUUGCACUCCAACAACGGCCACUCUGUGCCCUCGGUGCUCCAGAGUACCUUCCAUGCCCAGGCCUGUGAGGAGCUCUUCAAACACCUUUGCAUCAGUGGGACGCCUAAGAUCCGUCUUCACGCCGGCCUGCUGUUGGUUCAGCUCUGUGGAGGUGAGCGUUGGUGGGGCCAGUUCCUCUCCAACGUCCUGCAGGAGCUCUACAACUCUGAACAGCUGCUCAUCUUCCCUCAGGACAGGGUGUUCAUGCUCCUGUCCUGCAUUGGCCAAAGAUCCUUGAGUAACAGUGGUGUGUUGGAGGGCCUCCUGAACCUCCUGGACAGCCUGCUGUCUCCACUGCAGCCGCCACAAGCUGCUGCCCAGCGCAGGACUGAAGGUGUUUUGGAUAUCCCCAUGGUCAGCUGGGUCGUGAUGUUGGUUUCCAGACUGUUAGACUACGUAGCCAGUAUAGAAGAUGAAUCCUCAGGUGGGAAAAAGCAUCUUGGAGGGAAGGAGCGAGAGAGAUCUUUUACAGGUAUUCAGUGGAGCUUCAUCAAUAACAGCCUUCAGUCUCAGAACUCCAGCAGGUCAGCUAAAGGCAGCAGCAGCCUGGAUCGACUCUACUCGCGCAAGAUCCGCAAGCAGCUCGUCCACCACAAGCAGCAGUUAAAUCUAUUGAAAGCAAAACAGAAAGCUUUGGUUGAGCAGAUCGAGAAGGAGAAGAUCCAAAGCAACAAAGGCUCCUCCUACAAACUGCUGGUGGAACAGGCCAAGCUCAAACAAGCCACAUCCAAGCACUUUAAAGACCUGAUCCGUCUGCGGCGGACGGCCGAAUGGCCCCGCUCCACGUUGGACACCGAGUCCACGACAACCAAAGAAGCCCCAGAAGUAGAACCUCUGCCCUUCACGCUGUCCCAUGAGCGCUGCAUCUCCGUGGUGCAGAAGCUGGCCCUUUUCCUCCUCUCCAUGGACUUCACCUGCCAUGCCGACCUGCUGCUCUUCGUAUGCAAGGUCCUCGCUAGGAUAGCCAACGCCACAAGACCCACAAUCCAUUUGUGCGAGGUGGUGUCCGAGCAGCAGCUCGAGCGUCUGCUGCUCCUCCUCGUGGGGACCGACUUUAACCGGGGGGACAUCUCCUGGGGGGGCGCCUGGGCACAAUAUUCUCUCACUUGUAUGCUACAGGACAUCUUAGCAGGUGAACUGCUGUCUCCGGGCUCUCUGGACGUUAUGGAUGAGGUGGUGGGCGAGGAGACCGGGGCAUCGUCCUCCUCAGCGGGGGCCGAUUCGGACGACUCCCUACCCCAGCCGACGCCCAUCCCCCUGGUAGAGAGCAUCGAUGAGGCCCUGGUGCCUGAUAUCAUCGCAGGUGCUCCACCUCUGUCAUCUUUGGAAAAAGAUAAAGACAUAGACUUUGACUUGCUACAAGACCUGAUGGAUGUUGAUAUUGAUCCUUUAGAUAUUGAUUUGGAAAAAGAUCCACUUGCUGCCAAAGUGUUUAAGCCUAUAAGCAGCACCUGGUAUGACUACUGGGGCGCUGACUAUGGCACGUACGGGUACAACCCCUACAUUGGAGGGGUUGGUAUCCCAGUCUCCAAACCUCCAGUUGCUGCUGAAAAGCCCGGGUCACAGAGUCUGUCGGUCUCCGUGUCACAGGCACUGGAUGCCCGGCUAGAAGUGGGCCUGGAGCAGCAGGCUGAGCUGAUGCUCAAAAUGAUGGCGACUCUACAGGCCGACUCAAUUCUACAGGCCCUCACUUCGAGCUCAUCUACAGUGAGCCAGGCCUCCAAUGGGACCGAUGACUCCCUGCUGAGGGCUCUCCAUGGAGGAGGCUCUCCUCCAGCAGGCAGCCUGAUGAUCCAGCCCUCGUCCAUCCCCAUGUUGAGUGCCUGCUUUAACAAGCUCUUCUCCCUGCUGCAGGUCCACCACGUACAGCUGGAGUCCCUGCUGCAGCUGUGGUUAACACUCAGUCUCAACACGUGUUCUAACGGCACUGAAGAAAGCGGAUCAGACAUCUUCAUGUUCAACGCCGCGCGAGUGCCCACCAUCCCACUCAACCAAGCAUCCAUCAGCAGUUUCCUAACAGUGCUGGCGUGGUACCCCAACACCUCUCUGAGAACGUGGUGUCUGGUGCUGCACUCUCUCGCCCUGAUGACUAACAUGCCAGCCUGCGCCUCCAGCAACGGGAUGAGCUCUCAGGAAAGCACAGCACAACAGAUGGUGUCUGAUCCCACCCUGGUUCACGUCCUGGUGCGCUUCCUGUCCGGCAGCAGCACCAACGGGACGAGCCAGCACAGCUCUCAGGUGGGACCCACUGCCACCCAGGCUAUGCAUGAAUUUCUGAGCCGCCUGCAGGUCCACCUGUCCUCCACCUGUCCCCAGAUGUUCAGCGAGUUCCUCCUCAAACUCAUGCACAUCCUGUCUACUGAGAGGGGUCCGUUCCAGUCAGGCCAGGGUCCACUGGACGCCCAGGUGAAGCUACUGGAGUUUACUCUAGAGCAAAACUUUGAGGUGGUGUCGGUGGCUACCAUCUCCUCCGUCAUCGAGUCCAUCACAUUCUUGGUUCACCACUACAUCACCUGCUCCGACAAAUUGGUUUCCCGCAGCGGCUCAGACAGCUCUGUGGGCGCUCGGGCUUGUUUUGGGGGUUUGUUUGCCAACAUAAUCCGGCCAGGAGACGCAAAGGCCGUAUGCGGAGAGACGACGCGUGACCAACUGAUGUUCGACCUCCUCAAGCUGGUCAACGUGCUGGUGCAGCUGCCUCUCUCCGGGGACAGAGAGUUCAGCGGACGGCUGCCGCCGGCCGGCAGCGGAGCAGCCGAUAGCAGCGCGUCAGACGAGGAGAAGGUCUGCGGCAGCAAAGAAAGUGUGGCUGGUGGAUCCGCCUUCAGUCAGGGUCCCCCUGCAGGUGUGGCCGACCUGGUGUUAGCCAAUCAGCAGAUCAUGAGCCAGAUCUUGUCGGCGCUGGGCCAGUGCAACAGCAGCGCCAUGGCCAUGAUCAUAGGAGCCAGCGGCCUCCACCUGACCAAACACGAGAACUUUCACGGUGGUCUUGACGCCAUCUCGGUGGGUGACGGCCUCUUCACCAUCCUCACCACCCUCAGCAAGAGGGCCACCUCGGUCCAGGUCAUGUUACAGCCCAUCCUCACAUACAUGGCCUGUGGUUACAUGGGCAGACAGGGGUCUCUUUCCACCUGUCAGCUGUCGGAGCCUCUUUUGUGGUUCAUCCUCCGAGUGUUGGAUACCAGCGAGGCUCUCAAGGCCUUCCAUGACAUGGGUGGCGUGCAGUUGAUCUGUAACAACAUGGUGACCAGCACCCGGGCCAUUGUGAACACAGCACGCAGCAUGGUGUCCACCAUCAUGAAAUUCUUAGAUUCAGGUCCUGGAAAGACGGCGGAUGGCAACCUCAAAGCCAGAGUGAUGACCUCGGAGCCAGACAACGCUGAGGGACUCCACAACUUUGCUCCCUUAGGCACCAUCACAUCCAGCAGCCCCACAGCACAGCCGGCGGAGGUCCUCCUCCAAGCCACGCCGCCCCACCGCCGGGCCCGCUCAGCGGCCUGGUCCUACAUCUUCCUGCCGGAGGAGGCCUGGUGUGACCUCACCAUCCACCUUCCUGCUGCUGUGCUGCUGAAAGAGCUCCACAUCCAGCCACACCUCGCCUCUCUAGCCACCUGCCCGUCCUCGGUCUCAGUGGAGAUCAGCGCCGACGGGGUCAACAUGUUGCCGCUCUCCACACCAGUCAUCACCAGCGGCCUGACGUACAUAAAGAUCCAGCUGGUGAAGGCAGAGGUUACGUCGGCCGUUUGCCUGAGGCUGCACCGGCCUCGCGAUGCGAGCACUCUGGGUCUGUCUCAGAUCAAACUGUUGGGCCUGACGGCAUUCGGUAACACCUCCUCUGCAACUGUCAACAACCCAUUCCUGCCUUCUGAGGACCAGGUCUCUAAAACCAGCAUCGGGUGGCUGCGUCUUCUCCACCAUUGCCUGACCCACGUCAGUGACCUGGAGGCCAUGAUGGCCAGCGCUGCAGCACCCACUGCCAACCUGCUGCAGACCUGCGCGGCGUUGCUCAUGUCACCUUACUGCGGCAUGCACUCGCCCAACAUCGAGGCCGUGCUGGUCAAGAUCGGCCUGCAGUCCACUCGCAUCGGACUCAAACUCAUUGACAUUCUGCUGAGGAACUGUGCUGCGUCUGGCACCGACCCCGCCAGUGAGUCUCACACACAGCUGCGUCGCUGCCCGAGGGUUAACCCCCUGAGACCCGCCCGCGAUCCCAACCGACUUUACGGUCUUUCAGAGGCUGUAGGAGGUUCAGAUUUGAACAGUCCUCUGCUGUUUGGGCGACUGAAUGGCCUCUCCUCAGACUCCACCAUCGACAUUCUGUACCAGCUGGGCACCACGCAGGACUCUGGAACCAAAGACAGGAUCCAGGCUCUUCUCCAGUGGGUCCAUGACUCUUCGCGGGUGGCGGCCCACAAGAUGAGUGGCCCCAUGGGAUACGCCUGCGCCGGCUCUUCCUCUACUUCGCCGAGGGAGUACGGCCUCCUCAUGCCUUCGCCCUCCCACCUCCACUGUGUGGCAGCCAUCCUGUGGCACAGCUACGAGCUGCCCGUUGACUACGACCUGCCUGCGCUGCUCAACAGAGAGCUCUUUGAGCUGCUGUAUAACUGGUCCAUGUCGUUGCCGUGCAACAUUGUGCUGAAGAAGGCCGUGGACAGCCUGCUGUGCUCCAUGUGUCACAUCCACCCCAGCUACUUCUCCCUUCUCAUGUCCUGGAUGGGGAUCGUCUCGGUGCCCAGCGCCAGUCACUCUCAAGCCCAGCAACACCGCCUCGCCAUGACCGACGACGGCAAAAAGCAGCAUGACGCCAAUGCCAACGCCGCGGGACUCACCGACGACUCCAAGCAUGCCAGACCCCCCAUUAAUCUGUCGGAGUCCCAGUUGACCACGCUGUCGGCUGCCUCCCAGUCUCCGGGAGCCAUAGAGCAGCUUCUGGACUCGGGCUUACCCUCGCUGCUGGUCCGCAGCCUGGCUCAGUUCUGUGUCGGCCUUCUGGCCAGCGCCGACCUGCCUCUUCCCGCUGCUCAGGCUGAGAAACGACAUCACCAUCACCACUACCACUCAUCCUCCUCAACCUCACACAUUCGGACUCCUCUGGCCGCAGAGCUGGUUGCUCCGGUGCUGCGCUUCCUGACGGAAGUAGGCAACAGCCACGCCAUGAAAGACUGGUUAGGAGGACCAGAGGUAAACCCGCUCUGGACGGCGCUGCUCUUCCUGCUGUGCCAUUCCAGUGCCAGUGCCGGUGCCAAUGCAGGCUGUCAGCCCAUGGGCUCCGGAUCUGCAGCAGGUCCGGCUCCAUCCCAGCCUCAGGCUUCAGGGUCGCGCUACUCCCUGGUGUCUUCUGGGCAGGCGGGAGGUCUCACCACCCAGCAGAGGACUGCUCUGGAGAAUGCCACCGUGGCCUUCUUUCUCCAGUGUAUCUCCUGCCACCCUAACAACCAGCGGCUCAUGGCUCAGGUUCUCUGUGAGCUCUUCCAGUCUGCACCCCAGCGCGGCAACGUGCCCAUCUCUGGAAACAUCUCAGGCUUCAUACGAAGGCUUUUCCUGCAGCUCAUGCUUGAGGACGAGAAGGUCACGGUCUUCCUGCAGUCUCCCUGUCCGUUAUACAAAGGACGCAUCAAUGCCACCAGCCAUAUGAUCCAGCAUCCCAUGUACGGAGCAGGCCACAAGUUCCGCACCCUCCAUCUGCCCAUCUCCACCACGCUGGCUGAAGUCCUGGACCGGGUGUCUGACACACCCAGCAUUACAGCCAAGCUGAUCAAUGAGCAGAAGGAAGACAAGGAGAAAAAGAAUCACGAGGAGAAGGAGAAGAUGAAAGCAGACAGCGGCUUCCAGGACAACUACAGUGUUGUUGUGGCCUCAGGCUUGAAGUCCCAGUCCAAGCGAGCUCUUUCAACCCCUCCCAGACCUCCGUCGAGGAGGGGUCGCGUGAUGAGUGAAAAGUUGACUGCUACGUCUGGUGUGGACCCUUCAUCCAAAACCAUCAGUGUGCCUGUCUUCCACCUCUACCACAAACUGCUUCCAGGUCAGCCCCUCCCAUCUGACAUGACCCUGGCUCAGCUACUGACACUCCUGUACGACUGCAAGCUGCCACAGGGCUACCAGUCCAUCAACCUGACAGUCAAACUGGGCUCCAAGGUUAUCUCUGACCCCGGCCUUUCCAAGACGGACUCCUUCAAGAGGCUACGCACUGAGAAAGUGGAUCACUGUGACAUGCUGAACAGCUGUCCCGAGGACGAACCGAUGACCCCCGGUGACGAAUGUCUGGACGCCGCCACCGACGAGUCCCUGCUGGAGACCAACCCCAUCCAGUCACCGCUGCAGGUCUUUGCGGGCAUGGGCGGCCUGGCCCUGAUCGCAGAGAGGCUGCCCAUGCUCUAUCCUGAUGUCGUUCAGCAGGUCAGCGCCCCAGUGGUGCCCUCCACCACACAGGAGAAGCCCAAGGACAGCGACCAAUUCGAAUGGGUGACCAUAGAGCAGUCGGGCGAGCUGGUGUACGAGGCGCCAGACUCCAUCGCCGCCGAGCCGCCGCCCAUCAACAAACAGCAGUCUCAGUCGUCGUCGUCGUCGUCAUCCUCCGUGCAGACCAUGUCGCCCAUCCCUGCCCACUCACUGGCGGCCUUCGGCCUGUUCCUGCGCCUGCCAGGGUACGCAGAGGUGCUGCUGAAGGAGAGGAAGCACGCCCAGUGUCUGCUGCGCCUGGUGCUGGGUGUCACGGACGAUGGAGAGGGCAGUCAUAUCCUGCAGUCGCCAUCAGCCAACGUGUUGCCCACGCUGCCGUUCCACGUGCUGCGAGCGUUGUUCAGCAGCACCCCACUGACCACUGAUGAUGGCGUUCUGCUGCGCCGCAUGGCUCUGGAGAUCGGGGCCAUCCACCUCAUCCUGGCCUGUCUGUCGGCUCUCAGCCACCACGCCCCCCGCAACCCCAACGCCAGCACCAGUGUGUCUGAGCCGCAGAUAUCCAGUUGUCACGGUGGGGGGACCAGCGAGGAGCAGCAGCUGUACUGGGCUAAGGGAACUGGUUUUGGUACUGGAUCCACAGCCUCAGGCUGGGAUGUGGAGCAGGCCCUCACCAAACAACGGCUAGAAGAGGAACACGUCACCUGUCUACUGCAGGUCUUGGCGAGUUACAUCAACCCGGCGAGCUCCAGCAGCUGCCAAGGUGCCGACGCCUCUUCAGCAGAAAGCAGAGCCCACAACAGCUCGGCGCUGCCAGCGGUGCUGCAGGAGCUGUUGAGCCAGUCCUGCCUCAUCCCCGCCAUGUCCUCCUACCUACGCAAUGACUCAGUCCUGGAUAUGGCACGUCAUGUGCCCCUGUAUCGAGCGCUGCUGGAGCUGCUGAGGGCCAUUUCCACCUGCACGGCCCUGGUUCCUCUGAUGCUGCCUCUCUACGGAGACCUAGGACAGGACGAGGAGGAGGAGGACGAAGAGCAUUCUGAGGGACAGACCUCUGUAGGAAUGCUGCUGGCCAAGAUGAAGACAUGUGUGGACACUUACACCAAUCGCCUCAGGUCAAAGAAAGAUAAGAGUAAAGGUGUGGUGAAGCCGGAUAGUUCAGAUCCAGAGCCCGAGGGUUUGACUCUGCUGGUGCCCGACAUCCAGAGGACAGCUGAGAUAGUCUACGCUGCUACUACCAGCCUUCGGCAGGCCAACCAAGAGAGGAAGAUGACGGAGUCUUCAAGGAAGGUGUCAAGUCGGCCCAAGCCGCUGUCCAUUAUACGCUCUCUAGAGGAAAAAUACGUAGCUGCCAUGAAGAAGCUGCAGUUUGACACCUUUGAGAUGGUCUCGGAGGACGAGGAUGGAAAAGUGAUGUUCAAGGUCAACUACCACUACAUGUCUCAGGUGAAGAACGCCAGCGACACAAACAGCGCAGCCCGAUCCCGCCGCCUCGCCCAGGAGGCCGUCACCCUUUCCACCUCUUUGCCCCUCUCGUCCUCUUCCAGUGUCAUCGUCCGCUGCGAUGAGGAGAGACUAGACAUCAUGAAGGUUCUGAUCACAGGCCCAGCCGACACCCCGUACGCCAACGGCUGCUUCGAGUUCGACGUGUAUUUUCCCCAGGACUACCCCAACUCACCUCCGCUGGUCAACCUGGAGACCACCGGUGGACACAGUGUGCGCUUUAACCCUAAUCUCUACAAUGAUGGCAAAGUAUGUUUAAGUAUCCUCAACACAUGGCAUGGGAGACCAGAGGAGAAAUGGAACCCACAGACCUCAAGCUUUUUACAGGUGCUAGUGUCGGUGCAGUCCCUCAUUCUGGUGGCUGAGCCCUACUUCAACGAGCCAGGGUACGAACGCUCCCGCGGGACUCCCAGCGGCACCCAGAGCUCACGGGAAUAUGACGGCAACAUCCGGCAGGCCACUGUCAAAUGGGCCAUGCUGGAGCAGAUGCGCAACCCCUCGCCAUGCUUCAAAGAGGUGAUCCACAAACAUUUCUACCUGAAGCGAACAGAGAUCAUGUCUCAGUGUGAGGAGUGGAUCGCUGACAUUCAGCAGUACAGCAGCGACAAGAGGGUCGGCCGCACCAUGUCUCAUCAUGCUGCUGCAUUAAAGAGACACACAGCUCAGCUCAGAGAGGAGCUUCUGAAGCUGCCCUGCCCCGACGGUCUGGAGCCCGACAGCGACGACUUCUCAGAGAGGAGCGUCGCCCUCAUCCUCAAAGAGCUCCCCAGUCAGGAUGCAGAGAAGCCCGGUGGCAGUCAGGACAGCCACUGCAGCGAGGGCCAGCUAUGAGUCCCUCCCCACCCCACCUUCCCUCCCCCUUCCCUCCCUCCCCACCCCCCAGCAUCUCUGACCCUCCCCCCCCCUCCUCCCUGCUCCUUAUGAUGAUUAUAACUCUCGAAAAGACUUGAUGGCUUCAGAGCACAAGCCACCACUUUGUCAAUAUUUGUAUGUAAAGAUGGAAUAGCAGAAUAGCCGGGGGAAUGAGGGGAACCACAACACGAUGACAUGAACUAUGGAGUAUGCUACGCCCUUAUUGAAAACAGUCGACGAAAACUUUUAUUUACUUGUAAAAGAGUGUAAACAUUUUGUGCUUUUUUCCAAUUGUGAAAUAACCACUGAUUGGUAUGUUAUUAAACUUGUUUAUGUAUACAUAAUGAAAAUACAGAUUAUAUAAGGGAAACUACCUUUAGAGAAGAAUGUUUACUGAAUGUUAAUUUCCUUUUUUCUUCUUUUUGACUGUUAGAGUGAGAACAGUUGUAACCAAGGACAUUGGUCAUUCUUUAAGGAUAUUAUUUAAAAAAAAAAAAACGAGAGAUAAAGAAAAUCCACACUUAACAGAAUCUGAGAUAAAAACGCCCCUCUGGUCAUCCAUCGCUUCAUUUGACUUCUCUAGGAUCAUACCCACUUGAAUAAAGGCUGAGAUGGACAUUCUUAAAUACUAUGUUAUCCCUUUUACAGACUCCAAAUUAAAAAAAAGCACCAUGCUCUGGAUAAACAUUUGUUGCCUCUCAGAACUUCUCCAUUGACGUGACUGUAGAUCGUAAGACUGUGUGUCAGAGCCACAUGGGAAAUGUAUUUUGAAGGCUUGUGCAUGUGUAUGUGUGUUUUCUGUGCGUGUGCAACAAUCCCCCAGUGAGAUACAAAGCUGUGAUGUGCCUUUGAUCUACACCAUACCACCAAAUACACCAAGUACCUUUACUGAUUUUCUUUCUAUUUCUACAAAAUUAAUAAUUCUGCUCAGUCUGACAUAAAAAAAAUGCUUUGAUUCUUUUUUUUUUUUUUUUUUUAUGUUGAACUUCAGUGAACAAAUGCACUUUCUAUUUUACUCACUCCUUAGAACAGUUGCAUACUCCUUUUGCUAGGACAUUAAAUGGAGCUUGAAAGUA
Molecule: messenger RNA, 16507 nt
Organism: Sebastes umbrosus (honeycomb rockfish)
Lineage: Eukaryota; Metazoa; Chordata; Actinopteri; Perciformes; Sebastidae
Gene: birc6
Product: baculoviral IAP repeat containing 6
Exons: 73
Coding region: 327-15410 (5027 amino acids)
Biological process (GO): apoptotic process; negative regulation of apoptotic process; regulation of cytokinesis
Cellular component (GO): nucleus
Molecular function (GO): cysteine-type endopeptidase inhibitor activity; ubiquitin conjugating enzyme activity
Source: RefSeq, a predicted model, not a curated record